AUGCCUGAACGAUCUUCUAUGCUGGCUCCGGCCCAUAUUCUGAGCUAUGGCUCCUUGCUAGGAUUUCAGUCCUACCAGACAUUUGUCAGUGGCAUAAUUGCAUUUAAAUCGCUUCCCAGGCCACAGUUCUCGACCCUCCAGUCGUCCAUUUUCCCAGUUUACUUUGGCCUGCAGACUGCGGUGCCACUUGUACUUGCUUUGACCUACCCCGGUGAAAAGGUCGCUGGGCGCUUUGGAGCCUCAGGAUUUUCCGGUGUCUUCUCUGAGAGCAACCGAUGGAAUACCCUUGUUCCCAUCGUUACCACGUUUUUGGGCGGGAUCACCAACUUGUUGAUUAUCCAGCCAGCGACUGCAAAAGUAAUGCGCCAGAGAAAGGAACAAGAAUCAAUCGACGGGAAGAAAUAUACCGACGCCGGUCCUCACUCGAAAGAGAUGAUGAAACUAAACAAAACAUUUGGACGACUUCACCAGAUGUCUGCUGUGAUUAACUUAGCCGCACUAGUUGCGACCGUUUACUACGGUACAGUCCUUGCUGAACGCCUCAACUAG
Messenger RNA from Nannizzia gypsea CBS 118893, 549 nucleotides. RefSeq lists its product as hypothetical. NCBI's taxonomy places the organism in Eukaryota, Fungi, Ascomycota, Eurotiomycetes, Onygenales, Arthrodermataceae. The transcript is spliced from 4 exons. The record is from RefSeq and is a predicted model, not a curated record. The coding region runs from base 1 to 549 and encodes 182 amino acids.